This is a messenger RNA of Phytophthora infestans T30-4, 738 nucleotides long. RefSeq lists its product as uncharacterized. The record is from RefSeq and is a predicted model, not a curated record. The coding region runs from base 1 to 738 and encodes 245 amino acids. The transcript is spliced from 4 exons. Lineage: Eukaryota; Oomycota; Peronosporomycetes; Peronosporales; Peronosporaceae.
AUGUUGGUCGAGUGGCACGUGACGCUUUUAUCUGGUCCUGACCCAGGACUUGACAAGUUCCGAUGGCAUCUAGCAGACAACAGUUCGUGGCUGUGCACAACCUGCGUACUGAGAAUCUGUGCGUUAGAUGUGGCAUCUAGCAGUAGACGUCUCCAGUCCACGGUCGAAGGUAGUGGCAGUGGCGACGUUACCUUCCGUAUUGUACGUGAAGCAUUCGAGUGCUCGUGCGGCUUAAGUCACGAGGCUUUCGUACUGGCAGCAGUAAUCAUUGGCGUCUGUAUCCCGGUGGUCGUGCUUCUCGUUGAGCCGCUGGUCUCUUUUUACCGCGAUCGACAACUUUUUGGGCUUUUUACACGUCGUGACGGGCCUUCUCGACCAGUUAUCGCAGGGUAUACAACGCAAUCUGCUACUCGCAAGGGUCGAGUCGUCAUCAUUUUCGUAUUGAUGGCGCUUUGUGUGGCUUGCGGCUUCGUGGCAGCUCAGAUCACGUCGACCAAUUUUGUGACUGAGAGACGGGCGGUUGUCGUGCUGUGGGUGGUGACUUUCGCCAUUGCUGUGGCGUUGGGAGUGCUGGUAUACUGCACAUUGGUGUGGCUCGUGUUGUUUACUGUGCGUUGGUCUUGUGAACGUGCUCGCAGUCGUGACUCAUCCGGACUGAGUGAGCUCCGUAACUCGCUGUUAUCCGACGACGUCAAUGCGAAAAAUGAAAAUGUUACGAAGUAUCGUAUGAACACGUAG